GCUGUUUUGAAUUGUUCACGUUCUUAUGCACUUUGUAUAUGCCAGUGUUAUAAGAUCUCAGAGCUUUUUAAAUAAAUGGUUCAUUUGACAACAGAGAAAUGUGUGGUAUGAACAAAGUUGUGGAGUUUCUUUUAUAUAAAUAAAUGACCUAAAAACUGACCUAUAAGCUUUAGGAAUGUAAAUGUAACCUAUUUCCCAGUGUUUUUUUUUUUUUAAGUCAUCAGCAGUUGUAUUGUAGUCACUUUUUUACUACAUUCUUACAUAACAUAAUGGCUAUAGUUAAACUUUCACUGAAGCUGUGAUUGGUCUGCUCAGCAAAGGAAAAUGUUACAUUUCCUGCCAGAAUGUACAUUGGAAACAGCUCUCAUUGCUUACUGAUGAUGUUUUUAUCACCAAAAUACAAAUUUUAAUAUUGCAUAUAGUUAUUUAUGAAUAAGUGCAUGUGCAAUGAUUAGUGUAAUUCUGAAUUAUAUACCUUCAUUGUAAUAAAUGAUCUAAAAAUUACACAUUAAUUUCCCCCCUUGGUAAAACAUCAAUAGACAGGUGGCAUGGUUGGCUAGAAUAGACACACCCACUCAUGCAGAGCAUAUAAGACAUUUCUCUCAUUGUACAGGACUUCGUCUCCAUAUGAUCAGCCUCAGAUCAUACAUUAAGGAUACAAAGUCUGAGGGAUCCUGAUCUAAAUCACCAUGGCCAUGUCUAUCCUCACCCAUGUUUUGGCUGGCCUGUUUGGCAUGGGCUCUUGGGUCACCAUCUGUGGUCUGUGGGUGGAGCUGCCUCUAAUCGUUCCUCAGGUACCUGAAGGUUGGUAUCUUCCCUCCUACAUCUCCAUUAUUGUCCAACUGGCCAACAUCGGACCUCUGUUUGUCACAAUAAUGCAUCGCUUCCGCCCAGGAGUGCUGAACGAAACUGCAGUUAUCUAUUUUAUUGUUGGUUUUGGGAUACUUGUAAGCCUUUUUCUGGCUUUUUUCUGGAGUGAGACGGUAGUGGUGCAAGGUGUGGAGCGCAGCGUUCCUCUCCUGCUCCUCAUCUUCUUCAUCUCAAUAGUGGACUGCACCUCUUCGGUGACCUUCCUUCCCUUUAUGAUGCAGCUCAAGGCAGAGUAUCUCAUAACUUACUAUGUAGGAGAAGGCCUGAGUGGUCUUGUCCCAGCUUUAGUGGCGAUGGUUCAAGGUGUAGGUGUUGUGGAAUGUGUCAAUGCAUCUCAAAUCCUCAAAUCCAAUGAAACACAUCUUAACGGAUCUGAAAGAGACACUAACUACCUUGUGGCUCACUACCAACCAGCUAACUUUUCAGUUGAAGCCUAUUUUUUCUUCCUGAUGGCUAUGAUGGUGGUUUGUUUGGUGGCGUUCAUACUUUUGAACUACCAUCCAGCUGUGGCGCGUGAGCGUCCCAAUAACAUAAAUGGAAAUGGAGAUCCCGUCUUGCGCUGGAAAAACAAGAAAUCUGAACAGAAACCAAUGAUGCAUCCUGGAAAGGCCAUUCAGAAGCCCAGGAGCAUGUUUGGGACAGGGACGCACACAUGGAUGGAAGUGAUAUACAUCUACAUUAUCCUGGCAUGGGUGACCGCUCUGACUAAUACCGGUUUGCCAUCAGUGCAGUCGUACUCAUGUUUACCAUAUGGAGACCAGGCCUAUCACUGGUCAGCUACUAUGGCGAAUGUUGCCAAUCCUAUAGCUUGUUUCAUCAGCAUGUUUUAUACUCAAAGGUCCUUGGUGUUGAUGGGAGUCCUCACUUCUAUCGGAUCUUUUAUUGGAGUUUACAUUAUGGGCAUGGCUGUGUUGAGUCCAUGUCCACUGCUAGUCAAUGAGACCUCUGGAGUCGUGAUUAUUGUGUUGGCGUGGUUCUUUUUUAUCUUCAUCCUAUCUUACAUAAAGGUGAUUGUUGCUGUCAUCUUGCGAGAUGAAGGCCACAGCGCCCUUGUGUGGUGUGGAGCUGUAGUGCAGUUGGGCUCAAUGUUGGGGGCGGUGACUAUGUUUCCUUUGGUCAAUGUAUAUGACUUUUUCACCUCAGGUGACCCAUGUAACACUAAUUGUCUAUGACAUAUGGGUUCUGUAAAUAAUAUUAAAAUUAAUUCUAAUAUUAUUACUAUUAAUUCUUAAUCGUGGAGCGUAUGUAACAUAUUAUUAUUCAAUAUAUUGUUUUAUAUUGAUCAUUCUGUAUACUAUGCAGAUGUUUUACUACACAUAUUAACAUUGUUUUUUAAGUGUUUUAUGCUGAUUCCCUGAUUUGGUAUGAUUCCCUGAUAUGCUGAUCCCCCCUUUAUUUGCUUUCUUGUCCAUUUAUUUGUUUUUAACAUCCUAAACCAUGACUCGUUUGGAGUAUGUUCAAUGCCAGAGUUGCCAGAAUCGUCCACUAGGAGGCGGUAACGCUCUACAGUGAAUGGAGAAUAGUUUUACUAGCUGACCUCAAACUACACUUGUUUGGUUGGGAGGUGGGGGUGGGGGGAGGCAAAUGCAUAAGUAACACAUGCAUUGGAUUUUCUACUAUGGAUAAUAAGCAGGAAGGUUUCAUUCGUCCCCUUAACAAUGGUCUAAAUGAUCUAAAAUGUUUAUAUUGAGUAAUUCAUCAGAAACAUUUGCUUGAGUUACCUUUAAAACAACUGUUUAGUUGUUAGAAAAAAAUAGAAAAUACAACAUCAAAAAAGAGAAAAGACAAGAUCACUUUUUUAGGUUUCUUUCCUUAAAAAAAAUAUUGUUAAUGAUUCUACAUGAUUAUUUGAACGUAUAAACAGCUCUAGUUUCUGUUAAUAAAAAAUAAAAUAAAAAACUGGAAAACAAGCUCAUAUUUUUGUAAUCCUCUCACCAGAAGAAGACGAAAAAGAAACAGCCUUUGCAGGGUGGUCUUUGAUAUUGACUUUGACAAUGAGGGUCUUAAAGUUAGAACAUUUUAUUAUGCUAAGACAAUGAAUUGGGUAGGGUAUUAAAGAUCUGCAGUGUUAUAGAUUUAUUUCAUUGCAAUUUCAAGAAAAUUCAUAGUCUUAAGUCACAUCUGCAACUGCUGAUAUUCUAAUAAACGACUACAGAUGAAAACAGUCUGGACAGAACAUCCACCAUCAUGCUUUGAUCCAGCGAUCACAUUAUCAAGGGAGAGAGGAUAAUGGGAGGACGACAGUUAUUUGCAUUAGGAUGUGGAGGGAGUUCAGACUCACAGCUCUUCACUCCACGGGACAGUUUUCACACAAUGAUAACUGUGACCGUUAGCAAAGGCCAUCUGACUUCUUGGCUCUCUAACAAUCCUCACCCAGGCAGCCAACUAAUAGAGUGGCUAUUUCUGGGCACUGGCUUUGAUGAUCCACCCUACCCUGACUGUGCGUUGUCACCAUGGCUGUGUGAACGGGGAUUCAAACCCAUGGAAAAUAUUCCUGUCUGCCUGGCGGGUGUCAUAGGGUGCUUGGCUUAAAGCCUGGAUACAACAGCUGCUUCUACUUUGAUCCAUUAGUUACUACUCUGGAAGUUCAGCUCUCCUGUGCACACGGGGAAGAGAUCUUAAGCAUUUUUUCAUGAUUCUGUUUCAGACGAUACUGCCGCAUUUUUAAUGAGCCGUUGGUUCUAGGGUUGAAACUAGAUCUGUGAAACUGAAUUUUCAGUCAGGGUUUUAUACUCUUUAAAAGUUUGGACAAAAGACUUGUCAAAUAAAUUAUCUCCAGUUUUUAUUCUCUAUGAUUUUUAGGACCAAUAAGAAACAUCUUGAAGUA
Messenger RNA from Carassius carassius (crucian carp), 3697 nucleotides. RefSeq names its product riboflavin transporter 2-like. Gene Ontology annotation, molecular function: riboflavin transmembrane transporter activity. The record is from RefSeq and is a predicted model, not a curated record. Lineage: Eukaryota; Metazoa; Chordata; Actinopteri; Cypriniformes; Cyprinidae. The coding region runs from base 690 to 2042 and encodes 450 amino acids. Gene Ontology annotation, cellular component: plasma membrane. Gene Ontology annotation, biological process: riboflavin transport. The transcript is spliced from 4 exons.